CCGCCCUGGCGAGUCAGUUCCUCGGGUUCCCUCCCUCCCCGGGCGCGCUCGGGCCGCCGCUGCGCUCCCCGCCCUCCAGCCGCCUUGCCGGAGCCAGCCGCUGCCGGAGGAGGAGGUGGAGGAGCCGCAGGGGCCCGCCGAGGCGGCGGCGGCGGCGGCAAGAUGGCGGACUUCCUGCCGUCGCGCUCCGUGCUGUCCGUGUGCUUCCCGGGCUGCGUGUUGACGAACGGCGAGGCCGAGCAGCAGCGCAAGUCCAAGGAGAUCGACAAAUGCCUGUCGCGGGAGAAGACCUACGUGAAACGCCUGGUGAAGAUCCUGCUGCUGGGUGCGGGCGAGAGCGGCAAGUCCACCUUCCUGAAGCAGAUGCGGAUCAUCCACGGCCAGGACUUCGACCAGCGCGCGCGCGAGGAGUUCCGCCCCACCAUCUACAGCAACGUGAUCAAAGGUAUGAGGGUGCUGGUAGAUGCCCGAGAGAAGCUUCAUAUUCCCUGGGGAGAUAACAAAAACCAGCUCCAUGGCGACAAGUUGAUGGCAUUUGAUACCCGUGCCCCCAUGGCUGCCCAGGGGAUGGUGGAGACUCGAGUUUUUUUGCAGUAUCUUCCUGCUAUAAAAGCCUUGUGGGACGACAGUGGUAUACAGAAUGCCUACGACCGGCGCCGGGAAUUCCAACUGGGUGAGUCUGUGAAGUAUUUCCUGGAUAACUUGGAUAAACUUGGAGUACCAGAUUACAUUCCAUCACAGCAAGAUAUUCUGCUUGCCAGGAGACCCACCAAAGGCAUCCAUGAGUAUGACUUUGAAAUUAAAAAUGUCCCUUUUAAAAUGGUUGAUGUAGGUGGCCAGAGAUCAGAACGGAAACGUUGGUUUGAAUGCUUUGACAGUGUGACAUCAAUACUUUUCCUGGUGUCCUCAAGUGAAUUUGACCAGGUGCUUAUGGAGGAUCGCCUGACCAAUCGCCUUACAGAGUCUCUGAACAUAUUUGAGACAAUUGUCAAUAACCGGGUUUUUAGCAAUGUCUCUAUAAUCCUCUUCUUAAACAAGACAGACUUGCUUGAAGAGAAAGUGCAAGUUGUGAGCAUCAAAGACUAUUUCGUAGAAUUUGAAGGGGACCCACACUGCUUAAGAGACGUCCAAAAGUUUCUGGUGGAGUGCUUCAGGGGCAGACGCCGGGACCAGCAGCAGAGGCCGUUGUACCACCACUUCACCACCGCCAUCAACACGGAGAACAUCCGCCUGGUGUUCCGAGACGUGAAGGACACCAUCCUCCACGACAACCUCAAGCAGCUCAUGCUCCAGUGAUUGAUGGCAAGACUCGCUGUCCUGAUGCCUUGUCGUGGUUUUCAUUGUCUUCUGUUCUCUUGGUUUUUUUUUUUUUAAAUAGCAGUUUACAACAGCAGUUAGAAAGAUCUCAGUUCUGUGUCUAACUUCUUGGAAAUCUUAGUCCUCCUGUGGCCUUUAGUUUGUGGCUGAAAGCUGCUGAAUUAACACAUUGCCAAUAUCUGCUGGCAUUCAGGCUUUGAUCGGUAUCACCAUGGCUUCCAUUCAAGUCCAGUUGUAACUUCCUGGCCAGCCUCACACUAGGUGUAUUUCAGGCUUUGAAUUCUUCUGCUUGCAAACUGAAUUCUCCUGCAGUGCCAAGAAUAGGCAGUAUCCUUAACAACUUGUAGGGACGAGAUUAGGAAUGUUCAGCUCUAAGAUGAGACCCGAGAGAGAGAGUGCCUUACACAGCAGUGGCAUGCCUAAUUAGAGUGAGCCCCUGUUCUGGAAGGACUGUUAGAGAAAGUUCAGUCUAAGAAAUAGAUCUUCAGAGGCUUAGCCUUCCUGUGUUUGUAAUUGCUUACACACUGCAGUAGUUUUCGUCUCCAUUUCUUUAGUUUCUGAAGGUAAUGUCUUAGUGUUUAAGUUUACAGUAUGGAUUUAGCCUGAUGCUGAUGCGUUCACAAAUGGUACAUGUACUAUGUUGAUCUGAAAUAGCCAGUGAUGUGCAUUUUGCCUUUUCCAUAUUUGAGUAUCAGUAACUUGAUGUGCCCUGUUAGAAACAUUCUGGCCAUAGCAACAGCUAGAAAGGGCAAGCCCCUUGGUAACAAGAGUCAGCAUAGCUGUUCCCGAGUGCCACAUGUAUGACUCUGGUCCUGUCUCAGUUGGUUUUGUGCCUCGCUGGAGGGAAUCAUCGCUGGGUCUUCUUUCUUUUGCCCUCCUGUCUCAAUCUCAGCAACUCUGAACUGUGGCAUUUUAGGGGUCCUUUUGUCACUGGCAGUAUUUUCCUGUGAAAUAAUCAAGAAGGUAUUAUUUGAGUAGACCAUUCAUGCUUCGUGUCCCUGUCGACACAGUUUGUGUGUGUUGGUGUUGUUGUUAUGAGGUGACAGCUUUAUUGGGGUACAUUUGAAUGACUUAAGAAUGCAGCUAAGGAUACGCAAUUCUUUUGGUCCAUACUCAAUGGAGGUUUGCCUCUCCUCUCUCUCUCUCUCUCUCUCUCUCUCUCUCUCUCUCUCUCUCUCUCUCUCUCUCUCUCUCUCUCUCUCUCUCACACACACACACACACACACACUCACUCACUCACUCACUCACACUCACCACUGCUAAGUUAAACCAUGCCCAUAAUGUAGCUUUGUGAUUAGAUGUACCAUAGUGACUGGUGGUGUAAAACAUUUGUCAUGCUCCAGCUGGCCUAUGAGAGUUUGCAGAGCCUGAGCACACCCCUGCUUUCCUUGGAGAAUGCAUGAGUACUGUGGUGCCUGUCAUUUUACUGUGUGACUCUUCUCAGGCAAGAAAUGGGGCCCUGAGAGAUUGGUCAACUUUGUGGCUCACAGACGGUGGCAGUCCUUAUUCCUUACUGGCAGGUGUGAGAGCUGGGCCUUCUAGUGUGCUAAAAGGGGGUGUGUUCUUGAUAGACCUGACUUGUCUUGACUUUGAACUUUUGCUGUCUUUCUAUUUAUAAAUUCCAGUGUUUUCUUGCCUUGGUAAUACAUGAGCUUAAGACAUGUAGUCCAAUAUCACAGUACAGGUGUUGUUAGCAUAAUUUAUGUAUAUCUAAAUGGUUCUACAUCUAGUCCUUUUUGCCAAAAAGAAUGUGUCAUUUAAAUUCAUGGGGUUAGCAUAACGCCAGUGCUGAUGAACAUUUGAACAUGUGCACAAUAACAUUUGGUUUAUUCUGUGUUAAUUUAGCAAACAUUUUUGUGCAUUGGCCAAAACUAACUGCAGUGAAGGCAAAAGUCAGUCCCUCCAGAAAGCAGUUUUAUCCAGUUACACUUGAGCUCUGAUUGAGCAGAAUCACUGACUUUCUCCAUUGUGACUAUCACCAGGAAGUGACAGGAACACCAACUAGACACAGCAUCCCAGGCAUCUGCACUUCCUUGUGAAGCAUGCAGAAUCUCUACCCAAAUGCAGUCGAGCAUGCUGAAGCAGUGGACUGCUCACUGGCAAUAGAUAGAGGAUUGUUUAGAGUGCAAAGAACUGUGAGGCUCAGCCAGAAAGCUCUGGUCCACAUUUGAAAGGAAUCUAACACCUACAUCCUAAUUGAAAUACUGAAAUAUUGUUGUGUGAAGAGGAAGGUGAGAUUUAGCCAAUAGACUUGAAAAAGUGCUCGACCCUCCCUGUGCUGACACCCCAGUCCCUAAAGUGUAACCUGAAGUUGAGGCUCUGUGGGGCCCUGGGCUUUGCAUGUCGUGGGGUGAGUGGAAUUACCGGUGCCUGACUCCACAUUUCUCUGUUCUGAGAUCUGCACCCUUGCUACAUACCAACAAAUGAUCACACAAGUGUCUUGGUUGACUUUGAAAUUUUUUAUAUUUUACAGAGUUGCCUUAUAAAUGAAAGAACAUCACAAAUUACACCUUAAUUUUUUUUAAAUGAGGAAAGGGCUUUGUUCCAUGGUUUCUUACGAUCUUAAUUCAAGGUGUGUUUCUACCACUUAAAUGUUUUUAAUGUACUGAAAUGCCUGAAAUGUUUCUUCCUGCCAAAUACUCUCUGUAUUAAAUUGAAGCCUCCAUUUUAGUUUUUCUCUCUGGACAGGGUACUUUAUAGCCAGAGGGCAAUUGCAGCCAAACAAGACGGGUGUCCUAAAGAGGAGCAUGUUUCCUGUAACAGGCAUUGGUGGGUACUUCACGCCUACGGGGUCCUCCGUGAAGUUUUCAAACCCACACACUACAGGGGAAUGCUUGUUCAGUUGGUGGAAGCUGUUGAUUUCAAGUAAGAGAAAGUAAGACCACAUUGGUCCCAGAAGUGACAAGAAGUGUCACUAGAUGCAGCAAAAAGCUUAUGCCCUCUAAGUAAAUCACCUUCCGGGGUUAGCCCAAGUUCUCGGUCUUCUGUUCUGACGGAAUGUAUUUCUCAGCAUUGAUACUCACAUCCGGUUAUGCCUCGCUCAUAUGAAGAAGAAUAAUGUCUAAGUUAUGCGGUUAUAUUCUGAAACUCAAGUUAUUUGGAAAUCCCUCAAAUUGGUGCUUUCAUUAUUUAAUGAUACAUUUAGGCAAAACCCCAAACAAACCAUUUGAAAUGUGGCUCUGAGUUACAAUUUGUAGUGAUUUUAUUUUUCUCAUUUGAGAAGACAAAGUGUCAGUGUUAAUCUGAAUUUCCUGUAUGAACCCUACCUGUAAAGUCCAGUUAAAUAUUUGUAACAAAUUCCCAAAUAAACCUAGAGAAAGCGGCUCUGUUACCUUUUCAUGUCUUUUAAUUUUACUUGGGAGAUGGAGAGUAAAGAUCUGCAGGUCCUCAACCAUUUGGAAACCGGCCUUUGGUUGCAUGUCUCUUUCCUGUGGUUCCAGCACACUGAAGCCCAUGAGCCAAGGGAUCUUUGUGUUGUGCUGCUUGAAUGAAAGCACUUUCUACUUUCUUUUCUUUUUCUAAAGUUGGGAUGGCUUUUCAGUCUAGAAAGCCUGGGGCACAUGAUGCCCGUUUUCUUAUGGUACGAGGUUAGGGCUUAGGCAGUUUACACUAGAGAUUGAAUUCUGUGUUAAACCCUGAUGAUAACUUUUCAGAUACCAUCAGCUACAUACUGCUAGCCUUGCCUGGCAGGCGUUCGCCAGAUUGAUCAAAACAGUGUUUGUCCACUAACAUUCUUCCGUCCACCUGAAUUGACCUGUCCAUCCCUACAUACAGCUUUCAGGUCUAAGCAGCCAGUUUUGAGUGCCAGGGAUGGCACAGAGCAUUGUUUUACAUUUGUUUGCUUGUGUAUUUGUGUGCUUUUGAGACAGGGUCUCCCUGUGUACCCAAGGUUGAUCUCAGAUUUGAGAUCCUACUGGCUCAGCUUCCCAAGUGCAGAGACUCCCACUUGCCUUUUAAGGCACUAGGAUGGGGACAGUGUUCUGUGGGCUGCAAAGUGAGUUUUGUGACCUUUGCUAUGUUAUCGUGAUGACAUUUGAGAUGGAUUGAAGCCUGCCUAAAUCCAGGAAGCAUACGUUUUCAAUCUGUGACAAUCGCUGAUCAUAAUAAACUACCUUCUUGGUUUGUAAUUCUGAUUUUAUUCACAGACACAACCCUGCUAAAGUGAGUGGCGAUUUUGAUAUUACCCAUGCCCGUUUGAUGGUGCCAGGAGUGACAGGGAGGAAGGAGCAGUGUGCUCUUGUUGGGGGUGUGUGGUAAUGAAGCAGACGGUAUACUGUGUGCUUUCUCUUUACCUCUACUUGAAAGCAGAAUCGCAAAAUAUUCUAGGUGGCUUUUCUCCAUUAGGCAUAAGCUCAUGGGGCACAAGAAGCCUUAUCCAAAGCACUCAGUGCAACCCUCAGAUACUGUCCCUAAUGAGACAUGGUUUAUAUUACCCUGUAUGAAAGUAUUUGUGGCUUAGAUUUUUUUUCAUACAUCUUUUUAUAACUUUCCAGGAACUAAGCACAUUAUCUGAUACUGUUGUAAAUUUUUUUUGGCCAGUGUUUUGGUUCCAAAGUAGCAGUAAAUUAUUUCUACAGGAGGUCUCAGAGUGGAAGGAAUGGUUUCAUUUUAUAAAACAAGUUGCUAUUCAUUAAGGCUUCUUACUUUUGUACAUAUUUUGCAAAGUUUGUCUCUUUACUAUUAAUAUUUGCUUUGUACAAAUUACUGACAUUUAAUAAACAUUUAUAAACGA
Mesocricetus auratus (golden hamster) is the source of this 6049-nucleotide messenger RNA. It is a transcript of the gene Gna13, whose product is annotated as G protein subunit alpha 13. Gene Ontology annotation, molecular function: GTPase activity; G-protein beta/gamma-subunit complex binding; guanyl nucleotide binding. Gene Ontology annotation, cellular component: heterotrimeric G-protein complex; brush border membrane. Bases 163 to 1296 code for a protein of 377 amino acids. The transcript has 4 exons. Gene Ontology annotation, biological process: Rho protein signal transduction; adenylate cyclase-activating G protein-coupled receptor signaling pathway. Lineage: Eukaryota; Metazoa; Chordata; Mammalia; Rodentia; Cricetidae. The record is from RefSeq and is a predicted model, not a curated record.